AUGUUUGGAAAUAAAUGGAGUUAAGCAAAAGAAGGAGCUUUAAAUUGUAUAAAGUCAUUAGAAAACACUGAUAGUGCAAAAGUUAGUGUUAUAAUCUUUAACAACAAUGCAAGAAUAGUUGCAGAAUGUUAAAAACCCAAUUUUUAAGAAAUGAAUAACAAAAUUGUUUAUUCAGGAGGUGGUACCUGUUUUGAACCACCAUUCAAAUUAGCUCUAAAAUUGAUUAAAAAAUAUCAUAACUUUAAUAAGUAAAUAAAUUAAAAAUAUUAGAAUUUAAAUAUUAUUUUAUACUGAUGGAGAAGCAAGUUAUCCAUAAAAUGCAGUUGAUAAAUUAUGUUAGCUACAACAGGAUAUAAGAAGAUUAAUCAGUAUAACAGCCUGUUCAGGAGAAAAAUAUUCUCAAUAAUUAGCACUAUUGAUUGAGAAAUUUUAAUAAUAUAUGUAAUCAGCCGAAUUAAAAAAUUCUGUUGAGCCAAUAGAACUUUAAGAAGUUUGGACAGAAGUAGUAAGCUAAAAUAUUCAUCAUUAACUAGCAUGA
Messenger RNA from Paramecium primaurelia, 538 nucleotides. The record is from the annotation of a GenBank genome assembly. NCBI's taxonomy places the organism in Eukaryota, Ciliophora, Oligohymenophorea, Peniculida, Parameciidae.